This is a messenger RNA of Benincasa hispida (wax gourd), 2047 nucleotides long. RefSeq names its product plant glycogenin-like starch initiation protein 3 (gene PGSIP3). The record is from RefSeq and is a predicted model, not a curated record. Gene Ontology annotation, molecular function: glycosyltransferase activity. NCBI's taxonomy places the organism in Eukaryota, Viridiplantae, Streptophyta, Magnoliopsida, Cucurbitales, Cucurbitaceae.
AUUCCUCCUCUCUACUAAUUCUAAAGCCUGUUUCUUAUAUAAAAAAAACCACCUCAAUUUUCUUCACUCUCUCAGAAAGCAAUUAAUUAAGAAUGGUUGAAGGAGUUGGUCUUCAGAGAAUGUUGAAGGCUAAAGCUUUAAUCAUCAGAGUCAACUUGCUCUUCUUAGCUUUCUUCUUGCUCAUUUACGUCGCCCUACUCCUCCGCCGCCCUUCGUUGUCUUCCGCCCCGUAUCCUAUCAAUGCAGCGUCGUUCGUCUCGUGUUCUUUACUCGAGUGCCAUCCCAAGAUGAAGGCAGUUUUGGAGGAGACUGAGCCAAGUUUGCCUUUAAAGUUGAGGAGAAAUAUGACCAAGUUGGAGAUACCAAUGAAGCUUUGGAAGAAAAUGGGGAAAUCAACCAAGAUUGGGAUGGUGAAUUUGGAUGAAGAAGAUGUUAGUGAAUGGGAGUCAAGUUUUGAUGUCAUACACAUUGAUUUUGAGAAGGUAUCUAAAUAUUUCGAGUGGAAGGAUUUGUUUCCAGAGUGGGUUGAUGAGGAGGAAGACCUAGAUGGUGCAUCAUGUCCGGAGAUACCAUUACCGGAUUAUCGGAGAUAUCAAAAAGUCGACAUGAUAGUAGCGAAGCUUCCAUGUCGGUACCCCGAGGAGGGUUGGGGGAGGGACGUAUUCCGGCUUCAAGUACAUUUGAUAGUGGCAAACAUGGCUGCGAAGAAAGGGAAGAGGGAUUGGUUUUCCCGGACGAAGGUGGCGUUUUUGAGCAAAUGUCGACCGAUGAUGGAGCUUUUCCGGUGCGACGACUUGAUCGACCGGGAGGGAUAUUGGUGGUUUUAUGAGGCGGAGAUGAGUAGAUUGGAACAGAAGGUUUCAUUGCCGGUUGGGUCUUGUCAAUUGGCAAUGCCCAUUUGGGAUCGAGGAGUGGAGAAAGUGUACGAUCUUUCCAAAAUCCAAAGAGCUACAAAGAUGGUAAAACGAGAAGCAUAUGCCACAGUAAUCCACUCUUCGGAAGCUUACGUGUGCGGUGCCAUUACGCUAGCUCAAAGCCUACUCCAAACCGGAACAAAACGUGACCUUAUCCUCCUAAUGGACGACUCUAUCUCCAUGUCCAAACGCGCCGCCCUGGUCGAAGCCGGGUGGAGGAUCCGGAUCAUAACCCGAAUCCGAAACCCGAGGGCCGAGAAAAACUCUUACAACGAAUACAACUACAGCAAGUUCCGGUUAUGGCAGCUCACUGACUACGACAAGAUCAUCUUCAUCGACUCCGACAUCAUCGUCCUUCGCAACCUCGACCUUCUCUUUUACUUCCCUCAGAUGUCUGCCGUCGGUAAUGAUAACUCCAUCUUCAACUCUGGCAUCAUGGUUAUCGAACCCUCCAAUUGUACGUUUCGUAUCUUCAUGGAGCGACGCGAUGAGAUCGUCUCUUACAACGGCGGUGACCAAGGAUUUCUAAACGAAGUGUUCGUAUGGUGGCACAGACUACCACGACGAACAAACUUCUUAAAGAACUUCUGGUCGAACACGACGCUAGAGAGGAGCGUGAAGAAUGAGAUGUUUGGGGCCGAUCCGCCAAAGCUUUAUGCCAUACAUUACUUGGGGUUGAAGCCAUGGCUAUGCUAUAGAGACUACGAUUGCAAUUGGAACAUAGAUGACCAACGGGUUUAUGCUAGCGAUGUGGCUCACAAAAGGUGGUGGAAGCUACACGACGCCAUGAAUGAGAAGUUGCAAGCAUUUUGUAAGCUUACAAAGAGGAGAAGGAUUGAGUUGGAUUGGGAUAGAAAAAUGGCUAAGAACAUUGGUUAUCAGGAUCAACAUUGGAACAUUAAUAUCACAGAUCCUAGACGGAUUCAUUUGGUUUAGAAAAUCAAAUGAAAAUUUGUUGUAUUCGUAAUUUUUUUUCGUUGUAUUUUUCUUUUUUUCUUUUUUCUCCUUUGGUGAUGAUUUUUUUUUUUAUGUAUGUAUAAUUUCUUUUAUUAUAAUUUAUGUGUGUGAAUAGUUCUCAAUUGGACUCUUGAGAGCUGUGAUUUUACACAUAUUUGGCUUUAGACAAUGUAUCA